AUGACCCAGACCCUCAACAAAAGGGAGGAUCCUCUUAACCUGGUUGGCGGCUGCACAUCCUGGGCCCCGUUAGGUACCUGGUCAUCCUACCACCGUAGGCGCAAGGGCGCUCCCGUUUACAAGCGGCGGCACCGCUGUGGCCCCAAGGCCGAGUAUGAGCCCCCUAGGCAGCAGCCGAAGCAACAGCACGGCCCAGGUCCUUGGUUCCAUCCACCCCGACGGCCCUAUUGGGCCAUGUCCUCUAACUGGGGGACCUGGGGAGGGCCCUGGUGCCCACCUGCAGGGGGAUUCUGGAAGCCCCCCGGCCCAGCGCAAGCGAUCCAGGUGUACGGCCUGCCCCCGCUCUGCCUUUGCUGCUGCUCCUGCUGGCGCGGGCCCUGGCACCCCGGCUGGGCAUGGCCCCCUUGCAGGAAGAAGGGCUGGGGCCGCAGGGACCGCGGCCUGCGCCACCACCCUCGCCGCCCCUCCCGGAGGAGCCCGCCGGUGGAUCUGAGCAAGCUGCUGCGGCCGGUCAGCCUGUACGAGUGGCGGGCGCCCGGCAUGCGCGCGCCGCGUAACACCACCCAGUUCAUCAUGAACCAAGUGUACGAGGACAUGCGGCAGCAAGAGGAGCUGGAGCGCCAGCAGGAGGCGCUGCGGGCGCAGCAGGCCCAGGAGGGCGGCGCCGUCUCCCCCGCCGGCUCCUCUGGAAACGAUGCGGCGCCCAGCGGCGGCGAGGAGGACGCGGAGCUGCAGGAGACUUUGUUCAGCUUUGUGCAGAAUCCCUCUCUCGGCUUCAAUUCUGCCCUAGACGAGGAAAACCAGUCUCCCACCCCACAGCUGCUGAAGGAGCAGGAAGAGGAGAAAGAUGAUGAGGAGGAGUGUGAUGGAAAGGAGGAGUGUGAUGAGGAGGAGUGUGAUGAGGAGGAGGAAGAGGAGGAGGAAGAGGGGCAGGUCGAGAUGGAAGAGGCUGACUAUGCAGAGCAGGGCGAGGAGGAGCUAGAAGAGGAAGAGGAGGAACUGGAGGAUGAGCAGAGAGAGGAAGAAAAUCACUUGCCCCUGGGAUUGCCUUUAUCAAUCCUGGUAGAAGCUGAAGAAGACACAGAGAAUUUUAUGAACUGCACCUAUCUGAGUCCCAAACAGAAAAGUCCCAAAGCGCCUCAGGAGGCUGUGCUCAUGGUACAGGACAUUAACUGUUAG
Cynocephalus volans (Philippine flying lemur) is the source of this 1179-nucleotide messenger RNA. It is a transcript of the gene CCER1, whose product is annotated as coiled-coil glutamate rich protein 1. The record is from RefSeq and is a predicted model, not a curated record. The coding region runs from base 1 to 1179 and encodes 392 amino acids. The transcript has a single exon. NCBI's taxonomy places the organism in Eukaryota, Metazoa, Chordata, Mammalia, Dermoptera, Cynocephalidae.